This is a messenger RNA of Empidonax traillii (willow flycatcher), 1626 nucleotides long. RefSeq names its product exosome RNA helicase MTR4-like. Gene Ontology annotation, biological process: RNA catabolic process; maturation of 5.8S rRNA. Gene Ontology annotation, cellular component: nucleus. NCBI's taxonomy places the organism in Eukaryota, Metazoa, Chordata, Aves, Passeriformes, Tyrannidae. Gene Ontology annotation, molecular function: RNA helicase activity; nucleic acid binding; ATP binding. The record is from RefSeq and is a predicted model, not a curated record. Bases 94 to 1626 code for a protein of 510 amino acids. The transcript is spliced from 14 exons.
GGCGCUCAGGGCCGGCGGGCGGCUCUGUGUGUCUCCCCCGGGGUGCGGCGCCGGAAGCUCCCCCGCGCGGGGCAUUGCGGGAGCACGGCGAGCAUGGCGGAGGCGUUCGGGGACGAGCUCUUCAGCGUGUUCGAGGAGGACGCGGCCGCCACCGCCUCUAGCGCCAAGAAGGGCAAAGCGGGCGCCGCCGAGGCCGCCAGGAGAGCGGGGAAAGGAUUGGAAGAAAAACCUUCAGUACCAGCCACAGGGAAGCCAAAAAGGGAUGUUGAGGUUGAUAGUACAGAAGCUGUUGUUUCGGGAAAGAAGCCAAAAUUGGAAGAUGUUGUAUCAGAAGAUGCUAAUCUGGCAGACCUGAUGCCUCAAGUGAAGGUACAAGCUGUGGAAACUGUUGAAGGCUGCACACAUGAGGUUGCACUUCCAGCAGAUGAAGAAUUCACAGGUCUGAAGCCGCGAACUGGAAAAGCUGCAAAAGAAUAUCCAUUUAUUCUUGAUGCCUUUCAGAGAGAAGCUAUUCUUUGUGUAGAUAACAACCAGUCUGUAUUAGUGUCCGCUCAUACAUCAGCUGGUAAAACUGUUUGUGCUGAGUAUGCAAUUGCCCUAGCUCUGAGGGAGAAGCAGCGUGUGAUAUUCACAAGUCCAAUUAAAGCUUUGAGUAAUCAGAAGUACCGUGAGAUGUAUGAAGAAUUUCAGGAUGUUGGUUUGAUGACUGGAGAUGUUACCAUUAAUCCUACAGCUUCUUGUCUGGUAAUGACAACCGAGAUUUUGAGAAGUAUGCUCUACAGAGGUUCUGAGGUUAUGCGGGAAGUCGCAUGGGUUAUUUUUGAUGAAAUUCACUACAUGAGAGACUCAGAACGUGGUGUGGUUUGGGAAGAGACAAUUAUUUUGCUCCCUGACAAUGUACAUUAUGUGUUCCUUUCUGCAACUAUUCCAAAUGCCCGGCAGUUUGCUGAAUGGAUUUGCCAUCUUCACAAACAGCCUUGUCACGUGAUUUACACUGACUAUCGACCCACUCCACUGCAGCAUUAUAUAUUCCCAGCGGGAGGAGAUGGACUCCAUCUGGUUGUGGAUGAAAAUGGAGAUUUCAGAGAAGAUAAUUUUAAUACAGCAAUGCAAGUACUUAGAGAUGCAGGUGACUUAGCAAAAGGGGACCAGAAAGGUAGGAAAGGAGGAACAAAAGGUCCUUCAAAUGUUUUUAAGAUUGUGAAGAUGAUCAUGGAAAGGAAUUUCCAACCUGUGAUUAUUUUCAGCUUCAGUAAGAAAGACUGUGAAGCCUAUGCACUUCAGAUGACAAAGUUAGAUUUCAAUACAGAUGAAGAAAAAAAGAUGGUUGAAGAAGUUUUCAAUAAUGCAAUUGAUUGUCUGUCGGAUGAAGACAAAAAGCUUCCUCAGGUCGAGCAUGUACUUCCUCUUCUGAAACGAGGAAUUGGUAUCCAUCAUGGUGGUUUGCUCCCUAUCUUAAAAGAAACCAUAGAAAUUCUUUUCUCUGAAGGCCUAAUAAAGGCCUUAUUUGCCACAGAGACUUUUGCUAUGGGAAUUAAUAUGCCAGCCAGGACUGUGCUAUUUACGAGUGCCAGUAAAUUUGAUGGGAAAGAUUUCCGAUGGGUAAGUGAAAAGCAGGUUCUGUAG